Molecule: messenger RNA, 3456 nt
Organism: Amoebophrya sp. A120
Lineage: Eukaryota; Dinophyceae; Syndiniales; Amoebophryaceae
Source: the annotation of a GenBank genome assembly
UAUUUUCGGCGCGAAACUUGGUCCCGCUGCCGCCACGCAUGAAUGGGCCGGAAGCGAGACUUCCCCUUCUUCCGGAUUCGCCAAAGUGGACCGCGUUGUAUGGGCUGUGAAUUGUACUAGUCUGGGUCUGGAGGAGUUUUGCAACACGAUCACGAACUGUAAGUAGUGCUUAGAUCGCAACGCCUUGACCUUGAGCUCUCACCUCUGUCAUAUGUUCUUGUGCAUAAGCACGGCGGUGCUUAUUUGUCCUGGUGAAAAGUGAAUUGUGAAGAGCAGCGCAUUGUUACACUAACCGCUUUUCGGCAUCAGUUGUCUGUCGUUAUGCUUGGCAGCCUUUAUGACGACGUCACCAUCCACGAAUUAGCAUCCAUCACAGGUUUCCAGAACCAGACCCGGCUGGCCUUAUUGUCUUGCAUACGUGCGUCGUGCCGCCGCGAGCAAGAAGGUGAUGGCCACGUCGGCGGCUUCGCGCGUGGACAAGAAGAAGUCGAAGGCAAGCCGAACCAGCGCGGAUGGUUCCGCGAGUGGUGCAAAUGUCCCCGGCGCCCCCACGGCGCAAACCACUUCGACUUCCUCAACGACAGCUCCAACUCAGCAGCGAGAUUUGCUCGACGUGGUGUUGGAUAAUAAGCUGAUGGCGCCUUUGCAGAUGUUAUAGGUAGUCAUGUGCUCCUAGUGGUGGUCUGCUUCUACUAUUAAUCUUUCACUCGCAGAAGUUUUUUUUCAAAAGAUUUUCUGCGUUCAACAUAUCGUAUCCACGUCGGUGAGUCCUUUCGUCCUUGUUGACAAAGAAGUAGUAGCUGCCUAGUUCUACAAGAAGUGGUCUGCCUCUUCUAAAUCUUUCAUCGCACGCAGUUUGCUACGAACAUACAAAUACAUAUUUUACCGCGCUUUUUUUUUUCAGUAUUUUUACGGAGUUUUUGACCACGGAAGCGUAACGGUACAAAACGACACAAACUUCUUGGAUAUACAAUUUACUCGCACCCUUUAUUUCAUCUCAGCUCCCUCUCCAUGCUACCACGACAGGGACAGUUCGAGCGUCCACCUCUGUGCUACCACGAGAGAUACUAGAGCACUUUCAAUCAUAUCGCCCGCCUUAUCCAGGCUCGUGGUCGUACCACAAGGGAAGCCAUUCUCGUCUGUGGGUAAGAUGACCAAGAACCUCCCGACCCGUGGAGGCGUGAUCUACUUAUCUUAAUAUGAAUCGUUUUCGCCUACCCAAAGAAGUAAAGGAAACCUUAAAUCUUACCCGAGCGAGCCUUAUCCAGGCUGCCGAGAUAAAAAGUCCCAGCGCCAACAAGAACAGUUUAAAUGUUGCGCCGUGAGUCUGGUCAUCAAGCAGGAUUACUUAGGAAGAAGCAAGGCACUUAAGCGGUUCUCCUCGGUGUCAGUCACAGCCCCACCAGGAAAUCCUUGUAGUUGUAAACCGAUUUUUCACUGCUCAGUGCCUUAUCCAGGCUAGUGCCACAUGUAGAAACAACAUACUUAUGCAAUGCGAAUGUGUCUGGCUCUGGAGGGUGGCCUGGAAAGUUGCAAGAUUUGGCAUGCUUGGCGGAAAUAAGCAGUCGCAAGAAACAAGCCAUUACGCCCGUGAAGAUGCAGGGCCAUUUCUUUAUCUCGCAAAAAUUUGAUUUGUCAGCGCGGUCUUUGUCGUUACGCUAGGCGUAGUACGCCCUCAAAAAUGGCCAGCGUGCGGGCCUUCAUAUUGGAACAUGCUUGCGGUCGAGUUUUUUGAUAUUAUUUGCAACUAUCCAUAAGACCCAGACAUAUUUGCAUUCGACACAGCAGCAAGCGCGACACGACGUCGGCCUGUGGUAGACUACAAUUCUAGUCGCUGCGAGGAUGCGAAGUUGGAAUUCGCUGUGCUUGGGUAAUCCUCUGUCCGGAAAUGCGCGCCGAGAAAAAAAACAGGUACUUCAUAGAUACAGUGCUGCUGUAGGAUCGGCGUGGGUCAUUUUGUGCCGUGGAGUUGUCACUCUCACCCCUGACUUAGUUGCUGCGAUGCAUGAGAAAGUAUCGUGCGGAAAACUACAACUACGCAAAACUAUUGCAGAGCAUUGAUGUCUUCUUUUUGUCCUGCUGAUCUGCCAGGGCCAAGCAAUGCGAUCGACACAAGAAGACAAUCCAAGUGGAAGCGUUCUCACGUGCGAAGUAACACUCUCUGCGAAGUUGGCAAUGCAUGGAAGGCAUUUUUGUACUGUUGUACAGUACUAUGCCAUCUAGUUAUUCACAAAUCUGUGACUGUGAUGCACAGACGACAUACAAGGCUCGCGCGGGUCUCUCGUGCCGCAUUUAUAAAAUAGAUGAAGAAACCACGAAACAACACCUCUACAGGUAAUCAUAGCUCGCCGUGCCUCUCGACGUGCGUCUUGACUAGGACCAGCGCAAUCGACAGAAGAAGGUCAACAUUGAAGUACAGUAGAAACAUCCUUUGCGAAGUUGGCAACGACUGGAAGGUAUCUAUAAUUUUUGUCCUCUUGUUGGCUAGGUGUGGACUUUGCUAUGCAUAUGAAAUUGUCAAAAAAUAAUUUGCCUACUUACUGUGGUAUGUAAUUAUACUUAUACAGAUGAAACAAGGGACGACCAGCACACUGGGGGUUUAGUGGUGCAUAAACAAACUGAAUGAAGUCACUUUAUAUAAAACACCGUCACAGGAGGUACCGUCUCACGAUGCCUGUUUUAUUCUGCUCCUGCCACCAUCAACAGCGCAAGAAGCUUCUGGAGAACAAGUCAGGCAGGUUCAGGUAUUGUGCCGCGAGUCUGGUCAUCAAGCAGGAUGAGAAAUUAAUACGGGGCACACGACAAUUCUUAUACGCAGCUCUACAUUAGUAUUCGCAGGACUGCACGAGGAGGACUAAGAUGAAUCAGCCAGGAUAUAGUAGUGCGCGAAGUUUUGUUAUUGUUUUUGUUGGACCUGUACGACGCAACUUCUUUUAAGUUUUUCCCGGGGAAGAUCAUACAUACGGGCGGAAGUCCGCCACUUUUGUCGUUUGCUGUUCUUACACGAACGACAAGCCCCCUGUACGUUGUUCUUCGAGGAAGAUCAUCUUUUUGAUGUUCGUGUGAACUGUUGCGACUUUUCAUCUUCGGAAUGUAGACUAUGUGUUUGCCACAACUCGUAGAUCACAUGCUUCAUCGUGAGAAAUGUGACUGCAAUGUCUUGUGCCAUAAUCUUAAUUCGCAGCUCAGAUGUGGCAAUCUCAAGAUCUUGUGACGGCUAAAGUCGCGGCGAUUUUGUCCUGGAUCAAGAGCAGGUGAGGAAGGGACAGGAAGCCAGCCGGUGAUCGCGGACAUAACGCUACAGACGGCAAAAGUGUCACCUACUACUUCGCACGUUGCGGAACAAAGCGUGAUGGGCAGUCGGCACUAGCAGAGAACGAAAUGAGCAUGUGGAAAUUUCCAGAACAGCCCUCGCCGGCCAAAGUCGGUCGGAGCAAAGACCUGCGAUGAAUCUAU